GGCAGGGCGCGGGGCCGGCAUGCGGCCGCGGCUCCCGGCCGGCAGCGUGUGAGCGAGGGCGGCUCCCCGGCCUCGGCAGCGGCGGUAGCAGCGGCGGCACUGGCACUGGAGGGGACCGAGGCGGCAGCGGCGGCCAUGGCGACCCCCAGCAACCUGGUGUCCUCGGUCAUGGCGAGCAAAACCAAGACGAAGAAGAAGCACUUCGUCGCGCAGAAAGUGAAGCUGUUCCGAGCCAGCGACCCGCUGCUCAGCGUCCUCAUGUGGGGGGUGAACCACUCGAUCAAUGAACUGAGCCACGUCCAAAUCCCUGUGAUGCUGAUGCCGGACGACUUCAAAGCAUAUUCCAAGAUCAAGGUGGACAAUCACCUCUUUAACAAAGAAAACAUGCCGAGUCAUUUCAAGUUUAAGGAGUACUGCCCCAUGGUUUUCCGCAACCUGCGAGAAAGGUUUGGAAUUGACGAUCAGGAUUUUCAGAAUUCCUUGACCAGAAGUGCACCACUUCCGAAUGACUCCCAGGCACGCAGUGGAGCACGAUUUCAUACUUCCUAUGACAAAAGAUACGUCAUCAAAACAAUUACAAGUGAAGAUGUGGCUGAAAUGCAUAACAUUCUCAAGAAGUACCACCAGUACAUUGUGGAGUGUCACGGAGUCACCCUUCUUCCUCAGUUUUUGGGCAUGUACCGGCUUAAUGUGGAUGGAGUGGAAAUCUAUGUGAUCGUUACAAGAAACGUGUUCAGCCACCGCUUAUCUGUCUAUAGGAAAUACGACUUAAAGGGGUCCACUGUGGCCAGAGAAGCUAGCGACAAGGAAAAGGCCAAAGAAUUGCCAACCUUAAAGGACAAUGACUUCAUCAAUGAUGGCCAAAAGAUUUACAUCGACGACAACAACAAAAAGAUGUUUCUCGAGAAACUUAAAAAGGAUGUGGAGUUUCUUGCCCAGCUCAAGCUCAUGGACUAUAGCUUGCUGGUUGGAAUCCAUGAUGUUGAGAGAGCAGAGCAGGAAGAGGUUGAGUGUGAAGAAAACGAUGGUGAGGAGGAAGGGGAAAGCGAUGGAACCCACCCUAUUGGAACUCCUCCAGACAGUCCAGGAAAUACACUCAACAGCUCACCACCUUUGGCUCCUGGGGAAUUUGAUCCAAACAUUGAUGUCUAUGGAAUAAAAUGCCAUGAAAAUGCACCUAGGAAAGAGGUAUAUUUUAUGGCCAUUAUUGACAUUCUUACUCAUUAUGAUGCAAAAAAGAAAGCUGCCCAUGCCGCAAAAACUGUUAAACAUGGUGCUGGUGCAGAGAUCUCGACGGUGAACCCUGAACAGUAUUCAAAGCGCUUCUUGGACUUUAUUGGCCACAUUUUGACGUAACCUCCCAGGUGGCCCCGGGGGAUAGACAGACAUGAGAUGUGGGAACACAGCAGAGCUGGCUUCAGUUAAGGAAAAAAAUGGAAAUGGAACUCCGUGACAUGCUCCUCUUGCAGAAAAGCAAGCCUCCUCAAGUUUCCCUCCUCAGGCCACGCCGACGGACUUGGGGGCAACUUGCUCUAACAGCUACCUGAUACUUCCCAGCAUAGCUCUAGCUACUUCUGACUUUUUUUGUGUGUGUGCAUUAAAAAAAUUAAAACAUAAUUAAUGAAUUAAAAUAGAUUAGCUUAACUCAGAGCCAGUUGCUGUGGCGACUCUCUGACACAGCUAGCCGUGGUGGAGUGAAUGAAUGAAUGAACAAGUGGGGAGGGGAGAUUCCGUGCAUGUCCUACCAGCCGUGUUGGCGUCAAACUGUAAACUGUGGAUCAGUUUAUUUUUUGAGUUGAAAGACAUGACAGUAUUCAUAAUAAUAAUGAUGAUAAUAAUAAUGGUGAUGAUGAUGAUUUAAAAAAAAAACCUUACUGCGAAUGUUACACUUGUACUCCGCACGCUGGCACUCCUUAAUAACUGUAACAUUAACCCCUUGGCACCAGGCAGGCGCAAGCAGCCCUUGUCUUUGCCUUUGCACUGUUUUGCCUCAAGUACAUCGUGUCAGAACUUCCAGCGCCAAGGAGUUACUUUCUGUCUUCUAACAGGAGGCUGAUGCCAUAGUUGCUCUGUCAGUUACAUUUUCACCUCAGUAAAUUAUGUCAAGGAAAAAUGCUUAUUCUCUUUUAUUGCCUGGAGCUUCUCCAUUGUUACACUCUUCUAUUGCAACAUAGGAAUUAAUGCUACAUGGAAAAAAAAUAGCUUGGGGUGGGGGGGGCUGCAUAGUUUUGGGCAACAGUAUCUACAUCUUCCAACUUGAGGAGAUGAGCAAAGUACUAGAAAUCUCAAUUCUCCUGCUCUAGAAGGAAAAAAACCGAAAUUUUAAAAUGCUUCUGUUUUUAACCACUGUUUAAGCAGUGGCGUUUUAUUAUAAAUUAUCCCUCUAAUGGAAACCUUCAAUUUUACUGUUUACAUUAUUAGGAAAACAGGGAUACUUUUGAAUCUAAAAUUUUAUGUACAGUAUGUGAUUUUUUGAAGUUUACAUGUAAAGUUAUUUUGCAGCCUAGAUGAAACAAUGUUUUGCAUUUCUUGAGGUGUAUCAUACGGUGAUGUACCAGAACAGAUGCUUUCUUCCAAGUCCACGGUAGAGAAGUCUUUUACAAUAAACUAAAAAAGGCCAUUCUGUUUUUGUUUCCUCCAAAUGUUCUUUUAUCAACUGAAUGAUUUUUUUCAAAUGUUUACCCCAAAUCUGGUUGUAUAAAUGCAUUGCCUAAAACUGUGCUGAUUGCAUUUAAUCAUGUUCAAACAUUUUUCAACAUUGAUCAUGUUUCUACCAGCUCCUCUACAUCUUCUGAAAGGCGCCAAGCCAAAAAGAAUUAGGUUUGCUUAGAGUAUGUUAUUAACUCAUACACUGUGCUGAAGCUGUGCCUUUAAAACUCUUUGUUUAAGUCAUGAGAUGAUUUGGGGGGGUAAGCAUUGUGGGGGGAUCACACCCUCCACCGAUUACUUAGAAGGAAAAGAAACCCCAGCCUGGCAGGAUGCCUCUUCCAGUAAUGUUAACAUCAGAGCUGUUCGGACUACAACUGGGCACGGUGUAUGUAGUGUUUACUUCAGUGCAACGUUGAAAGAGCCGAAAUCACAGUAUCUCCAGAAGCCAGAGGCAGUGGCAUCCCCAUCGCAGCAUACUUACUGAUUGUUACCUAGUUUUGUUACCCUCUCUGGAGGAAGUUAACACCACUGUAAUAUAACUGUACAAAUCUGUAUUUUAUGUAUUUAAAUGAAUGGAUACUGUGAUUAAGAUCCUUAUUCUGGCAUCAGACCCAUUUCACUUUUUUUAAACCUGCUGUGGUUUUCCAUGGUAGGAGACUGCAAAGAGAGACCCUGAAGUUUAGACGAGGUACCCAGACAUCAUUUGAAUAGCUUUUCUUCAUUGUGGCCAAUAUGUUUAUGCUUUUUAGAAGUUUACAAAAAUGCUUCUUUCUUUCUUUCUUUUUUUUUUGGUCUAUAACAGUCUUUGUCCUUCAUUGCUGUCAACAAAAUGUUUAUAUGGACAGGGUAAGGAAGUGCACAUUGUAUCGCUCCAGACAAGAGCAAGGCUUUAUACAAUAAAGCACUUUGAUGACUCACAA
Molecule: messenger RNA, 3569 nt
Organism: Monodelphis domestica (gray short-tailed opossum)
Lineage: Eukaryota; Metazoa; Chordata; Mammalia; Didelphimorphia; Didelphidae
Gene: PIP4K2A
Product: phosphatidylinositol-5-phosphate 4-kinase type 2 alpha
Biological process (GO): phosphatidylinositol phosphate biosynthetic process
Cellular component (GO): plasma membrane
Molecular function (GO): 1-phosphatidylinositol-4-phosphate 5-kinase activity; 1-phosphatidylinositol-5-phosphate 4-kinase activity
Source: RefSeq, a predicted model, not a curated record